Messenger RNA from Limulus polyphemus (Atlantic horseshoe crab), 1163 nucleotides. RefSeq lists its product as uncharacterized. Bases 212 to 1081 code for a protein of 289 amino acids. The record is from RefSeq and is a predicted model, not a curated record. NCBI's taxonomy places the organism in Eukaryota, Metazoa, Arthropoda, Merostomata, Xiphosura, Limulidae. The transcript is spliced from 4 exons.
ACAUGCCGCAGAUAAUGUUGAACAAACCAGCAGAGCAGACGCUUGACAAGUGUUGUUUCCUAACGAAUGAGGUUUUUCUUUCAGCUGGCGGUUUUGCGUCGUUGUCUAAAUGUAUAAUGUAAAUAGAUAGAGUUUUCCUUUUGAUCACGUACUUCCUAAUAAGACUAAAUAUUCAAGAAAUAGGUGACUGUUUAGAAACUAUCAUAAAAUAAUGAAAUUUUCUAGCUGUUUUUUCCUCUUAAAUCUGACGGGGCUUACUUUCUUUCUAUUCCUAGGUCUAAAAGAUUCUGGAGCUCUUAAGAUAACUCGUUUAUCAGUCCCAGCGUGGCUGAGGAACGGAUCACAGGAGUCCGUGGUGUUGGAUUGUGAAUACGACUUCACCAUGAAAGACAAUCAUCUCGUGGUGAAAUGGUUUCUUGAUAACGAUCCAGAACCGAUCUACCAGUGGAUCCCGGAACUUGGAAGCAGAUAUUUCUCUUACCGUUUACAAGGCAGAGUAAACCUAGAUUAUAGUGUUUCUCCGUCCAACGAGUACACCAGGUACCGAGCCAUAAAUAUCAUUAACCCUACCACAGAUCUGUCAGGGACGUACAUAUGUAAUGUAUUAUCAAGGGCAGGGGAAGAUCUACAGAAGAAGAAGAUGAUAAUAUACGCGCCUCCGAAAGAAUUUGGUUUCAAACUAAGCUAUGAGGAGAAGGAUGAACUCCGCCUUCAGUGUGAAGCUGAAGGAGUUUUUCCAGAUCCACAACUGAAGUUAUACAAGACUACUUCCACGGAGAAGCUACAGGACUUGACAAUUGAUGUGGUCCAAACCCUUUCUCGGGAUCCUUAUAAUGGUUAUAAUGUGAAAAUUAUGAAAUCAUUGAAAAUUACUCAUUUGUCUCGAAAUGAGCCGACAGUAUUUGAAUGUGUAAUUACCAUCAACGGAACCAAGUUCGUGAUGGAGAGAAGGUUGUUUCACUACCCUGAUGACCCUACCAGCAAAUCUUCCGGUCUGAGACUGAUGGACCUCAGAAUUUUGGUUCUUGAAAUAUUUGCAAUAUUUUGGUGUAGCCAUCCGUUGACGCAGUCAUUCUUUUAAUAUGUGAGUAAUGAAAAGUGAGAUUACUGUAUAUGAUAUAGGUGCCGAGUUUCCAUAGUGUAAUGUGUGUACAUAUAUAUGU